This is a messenger RNA of Sabethes cyaneus, 727 nucleotides long. RefSeq names its product 39S ribosomal protein L12, mitochondrial (gene mRpL12). The transcript has a single exon. Gene Ontology annotation, molecular function: structural constituent of ribosome. Gene Ontology annotation, biological process: translation; mitochondrial transcription. NCBI's taxonomy places the organism in Eukaryota, Metazoa, Arthropoda, Insecta, Diptera, Culicidae. The record is from RefSeq and is a predicted model, not a curated record. Gene Ontology annotation, cellular component: mitochondrial large ribosomal subunit; ribosome. Bases 115 to 678 code for a protein of 187 amino acids.
AAAAAAGUCGUGUGUUACGAGAACUCAUGCUUUUUAUUAAAAGGUCAAUAAAUUGUAUCGGUUGAAAAUUUUAUAAAAGGUUUUCCAGAGUCUGGCUUUUAAUCUUUUCACAAAAUGAUGCAGCUACGAUCAUUGUGUGGUUACUACCGCUGUUCUGUACGCCAGAUAUACACCACAAUUACAGUACGGAAUGCAGAAGCCGCAGUUGCGUCUGCCGGCGAUAAACUUACAGUCCCAGUUCCAGAAGGUAGUGAUAAACCAGCGAACCCGAAGCUGGUGUCUAUCGUGGAUAACAUUGCUGCACUGAACCUAUUGGAAGUUUCCGAACUCAGUGGCCUGCUUAAGAAACGGCUUAAUCUUCCCGAUGCUGCCCUGAUGCCGGCUGGUUUCGGAGCGGGAUUUGCACCGGCAGCCACUGGUCCUGCUGCGGAUGAGGAAGAAGCCGCCCCGAAGGUCGUUAAAACUCUUUUCAAAGUAAAAUUAGUUAAAUUCGACGAUAAGCAGAAAGUAGCUCUAAUCAAAGAAGUGAAAAAUCUGUUGGACGGAAUGAAUUUGGUACAAGCAAAGAAAUUUGUAGAGAGUGCUCCCACUAUGGUAAAGGAAGAUAUUUCCAAGGAAGAAGCAGAAAAACUGAAAGAAGCCUUUACUAAAGUCGGUGCCGUUAUCGAGAUAGAGUAAGAGUAUAUUUUUGAUUUCUUUAAAAUUAGUAUAAAUAAAGACUUAUUGU